Molecule: messenger RNA, 1311 nt
Organism: Penicillium maclennaniae
Lineage: Eukaryota; Fungi; Ascomycota; Eurotiomycetes; Eurotiales; Aspergillaceae
Product: putative aminotransferase
Exons: 1
Coding region: 1-1311 (436 amino acids)
Biological process (GO): amino acid metabolic process; biosynthetic process
Molecular function (GO): pyridoxal phosphate binding; transaminase activity
Source: RefSeq, a predicted model, not a curated record
AUGGCCCAGGCUAAAGUGAGCCAAAUUCUCUCUAAAAGGGCACAGGAGGUGAGCAAUGUGACGGCUACCAACCCUAUGUGGGACAUUUUCAGCAACCUUUGGUCCCCGUCGACCAACCCGGGAGGAUACGUCAAUGUGGGAGUCGCAGAGAAUGGCCUCAUGCACGACGAGCUUCUCAAAUACAUCAACACUAAGCUUGAGCUGCCAGCCAAAUACCUCACCUACAACGAUGGAGGGGGUGGGUCAAACAGACUCAGAAGCUCCAUGUGCCAGUUUCUCAACCACCACUUGCACCCAUUCACGCCUCUAAAACCAGAGCAACUGGUCAUUACGAAUGGGGUCUCUUCGGCAAUUGAACACGUCUCAUGGGCAUUCGCAGACCCCGGCGAAGGGAUUUUGCUCGGUCGGCCCUACUAUGGCACCUUUAUCAUGGACCUCUCGCAACGCUUCCAAUCAAAGGUAGUCACAGUCAACUUCGAUGGCGUCGAUCCCCUUGGUCCCGAAGCCGUGGGAAAAUAUGAGAAGGCUUUAAUAGAAUUCCAAGAAAAGACAGGCAAAAAGGUUAAAGCCUUGAUGCUAUGUCACCCGCACAAUCCACUCGGACGCUGCUAUCCGCGCGACGUGAUCAUCGAAUUGAUGAAACUGUGUCAGAAAUACCAGAUUCAUUUGAUCAGCGACGAAAUUUACGCUCUAUCAGUAUGGGAAAACACGAUCGAUCAACAUCCUCCCCCAGUUCAGUUUGAAUCUGCGCUGUCAAUCGACACGAGCGGAAUUAUUGACCCACGUCUUGUGCAUGCCCUUUGGGGCAUGAGCAAAGAUUUUGGCGCGAAUGGAAUUCGCUUGGGCGUCAUCAUCUCCCAACAUAAUGUUGAAUUCCAAAAUGCAAUGAAGGGCAUAUCUCUAUAUUCUUACCCGUCGGGCAUUUCGGAUCAUCUGACGGCGCUUAUACUGGAAGAUUCGAAGUUCACGGAACCAUAUAUUGAGCAGAAUCGGAGGAAAUUGUCAGAAUGUUACGCAUUUACUGCGCACUACGUGAAACGUCAUGGUAUUGAGUAUGCGCCGGGGUGCAAUGCUGCAUUCUUCCUUUGGGUGAAUCUGGGCAAGAAGUAUCGCGAGUUGCACCCUGACAUGUCUGAAAAUGAGGAUAUUGGAGAGAAGGUCAUGCAGCAAUUGUUGAAACAAAGGGUUUUCCUGGCUAAUGGUGCUCUCUUUGGAUCAGAGACGAGUGGCUGGUUUAGGAUUGUGUUCUCACACCCAAGAGAUUACUUGGAGGAAGCUCUGAAGAGGAUCGUCAUUGCCCUGGAAGAGUGA